AUGUCAGAAGCCCCUAGCUUGGGCAUAAUUCGAGACAUCACCCAGCAGCACUUCGGAAAACAGCCAUGCCUUUGGCAGAUCAAAAUCACACAAGCAUUCAUUGAAGCUAACCAUGACAUUGUGUGUAUUGCUGGCACAUCAAUGGGGAAGACUAUGACAUUUUGGAUGCCUUUACUGUUCAAACCUGGCCCCCAAAUUAUUGUGACUCCAUUGAACCAGCUCGGGAGACAGAACAUUUCAUCACUGGCAAAAGCAGGCUUGCUAAGUAUAUCAAUAAGCUUGGAGACAGCUAGCUGUGGCAACUUUUGCGUGAGGAUCUAA
Molecule: messenger RNA, 321 nt
Organism: Suillus subaureus
Lineage: Eukaryota; Fungi; Basidiomycota; Agaricomycetes; Boletales; Suillaceae
Exons: 1
Coding region: 1-321 (106 amino acids)
Molecular function (GO): nucleic acid binding; ATP binding
Source: RefSeq, a predicted model, not a curated record